AAACCUAGAGCCCCCGGUAUGCUGGGAAACCAGCGCCCGCCGCCGCCUGUUUCGCCGGCGCUCCCCCAGCUAUAUUAACCCACGCACCCCACCCGAUCAUCUCUCAAAUCUCAAGUCUCAGCAUAACAGCAUCACAAUUCACACAACCUCACUCCAGCGACCAGCGAGCGAUCUCUCGAGGCAGGCAAGUCCUAAGCUAAGCUAAGCUCCGAGGAAGAAGGACAUGGCGGGUGCGGCGAAGGCGUCGUGGAUAGUGGCCAUGAGCGUGGGCGCCGUGGAGGCGCUCAAGGACCAGGCCGGCCUCUGCCGCUGGAACUACGCGCUGCGCUCCAUCCACCGGGCCGCCAAGGCCAACGCUCCCAGCUUCGCGCAGGCCAAGAAGCUGGCCCCGGCGGCGGAGAGGAGGCGGGCGGACAAGGCCGAGGAGGGCAUGAGGACCGUCAUGUACCUCAGCUGCUGGGGUCCUAAUUAGGCGUGAUUAGGUUCUCUCUCUGUUUCAGCUUUGAGCAGCCGAGCUUGUCUUCAAUCCUGGCCGGUUGCUCCUCCUGAUUGUAGAUACACGAUGAUGAUGAUGAAAAGUUGUGCUACUUCAUUCGAGUA
Panicum hallii is the source of this 600-nucleotide messenger RNA. RefSeq lists its product as uncharacterized. NCBI's taxonomy places the organism in Eukaryota, Viridiplantae, Streptophyta, Magnoliopsida, Poales, Poaceae. The transcript has a single exon. Bases 224 to 472 code for a protein of 82 amino acids. The record is from RefSeq and is a predicted model, not a curated record.